AUGUCGUAUCGCGAUCAAGCCUGCGGCCAAGGAUCCCAAGAGACGGGCCGACAUGCUGCAUCGACUUGGCACUCUGCAUCGCUCUCUAUCGUGCUGCACAGAGAGCACAAAAUUGCGGCUGCGGUCGUGGAACAGGAGACUUUUGGCAUUUUUGACCAGUCGACAAGGACGACCAAUACGAGGCACGAAAGGACAAACAAAUCUGGCCAGUCAAGGCGGACAUGCUGUGCAACAUGCAGCUCAACACAAUCCACACAAUCCACAGCCUCGCCCGGAUCGACCGGGCAACGGAUAACUGCAGAUGCAAGCAAAAGCAAAACGUACAACACGCAGACGGACAUACCGUGCAUGGGCGGCGAAUCGACAAAACGGGAUCGACAUGGCAGGCUGCAACUGCACGUCGUAUCACGCCGAAUCACGUCGUAUCGCCGGCAGAGGCCAGAGCAACGUCGCAGCGAAUUUAGCCUCGUCUUGUACGGCGCAAGGCCAAGUGCCGGCGCCAUGCUCCAUGUUCUGCUGCAGCGCCUGUCGCGGGCCAUGGAGUGCCGGAGGGCGAGUCGCUUGUUCUGCAUCGCCGCGGAAAAAAGCCCGUUCGUGUCCAGGUCUGACGAUCUGCAAACAUGCAUCAACGUGGACGGGAGUAAGACACUGGAGACGGCUUUUCGCGUCCACAUACACCGUCAACCAUGCUCUGUCCAAGGCGCCUAA
Messenger RNA from Sporothrix schenckii 1099-18, 708 nucleotides. RefSeq lists its product as uncharacterized. The transcript has 2 exons. Bases 1 to 708 code for a protein of 235 amino acids. The record is from RefSeq and is a predicted model, not a curated record. NCBI's taxonomy places the organism in Eukaryota, Fungi, Ascomycota, Sordariomycetes, Ophiostomatales, Ophiostomataceae.